Symbiodinium sp. CCMP2456 is the source of this 323-nucleotide messenger RNA. The record is from the annotation of a GenBank genome assembly. NCBI's taxonomy places the organism in Eukaryota, Dinophyceae, Suessiales, Symbiodiniaceae.
GAUUGGAAUAUCUCUUCCAAGACCACUGUGCCGUCAUGCGGGGGCACUUGCCGAACUCGUCAUGGCCACGUCACCGACGACGGGGUGGUGAAACCGUGCCCUCAUUGGUUUGUUCCUGCUGCACUUUCAUGAUGCACGGCGAGUGCGAACAUGUGCUGUUUGUGCGAGCGCUGCUGGGGGAUCCCGUGGUCAACUUGAAGGCAGUGCCCGUCCUGCGAAAGCGGGGCCGCAAGAGAAAGCAGGGAUCCCUGGACAGCCUCGCGCAAACUGCGGCCAAGGCCACGAAGGUGCAGAAGGUGCUGAAAGCACCCAGGAAGAAGUAG